Messenger RNA from Drosophila subobscura, 5378 nucleotides. RefSeq names its product anion exchange protein 3 (gene Ae2). Gene Ontology annotation, cellular component: plasma membrane. Gene Ontology annotation, biological process: regulation of intracellular pH; monoatomic anion transport; bicarbonate transport. The transcript has 15 exons. NCBI's taxonomy places the organism in Eukaryota, Metazoa, Arthropoda, Insecta, Diptera, Drosophilidae. The record is from RefSeq and is a predicted model, not a curated record. Gene Ontology annotation, molecular function: solute:inorganic anion antiporter activity; monoatomic anion transmembrane transporter activity. Bases 862 to 4722 code for a protein of 1286 amino acids.
CAUUUCGAAACGUGCAGCGCAGCAAUUCGGGCGGACCGACGACCGUUUACAACAAGUUCAAGUUUACACGCGUUCGUUCGCUUCGUUUCGUUCGCGAAAUAGUACGAAUAGACAGAAUAUAGACAGAAAGUCGUUAAAAGGCACAAAAGGAACAUACAACGAACAAAAAAUAGUCUUACAUAUAAACGCGACAACAAACGUUGCGUUCUGGCUGUCAUUUUUGUGCCUUUGUUUCUACUGUGCGUUUCUCCUCUCUCUGUGUCUCGCGCUCUUUCUCUCUCUCUCUCCCUAUCCCGUUUGUUGUUUUUAUCGACGCGUUCGUUCUCUACCCUAUCCAGUGCGUGUGUCCGCGAGUGUGUGGUGUGCUUGUAUUUUAUGUUAUUCUUGCCAAAAAGCCGACAACCUUCGCCCCCGCAAACAAAAGCUUCCGCGCCAGCCUGCUGCAGCGGAUCGAUCAGUCAAGGGACCCACUGACUGCCUUGCCCCCCAAUCAAUGAACCACUGAGACGCACCACUGACUGAACCACCCCACCCCGCGCAACGGAAGCAGUGGAAAAUUUUUGGUCAUCACUCGAGAAACUAAAGCUGCGACGUCAUCAUCAGCGUUUGUCGCUGUCAGUUGUUGCUGUUGCUUCUUGUUGUGGCCGAGUAAAAGGCUGUUAUCAAACGUUGCACCGAAUGCCGAGACUCCUGGAGCAUCCACAGUGGCCCCAUCAGAUCUCCCACAACAACAGCUCGAUGCCCGAUUACUGCCUGAUCAUCAAAUAAGCAGAGACAUUACCUAAAAAACAAUCCUGCAAUUGGAUUGAUUGCACACUUAAACUGAAGUAAACGGAAGCAGAACACUCUCCCACACACAAAAUGAGUUUCAGUUCGGCCAGCGGCAGGGAGAACAAUGUUCGCAAAUUGUCAUUCCUGGGUUUCAAUACCAAAAAGAAGUCCGGCGGCAAUGAGGAUCCCGAUGAAGUGCUGUUGGACUCGGAAAUGGACAAGGUCUUUGCCGGCACCAGUGUACGCAAAGAGAAAUUCGAUGUGAAUACCUUUCAGGACAACACGCAGCUACCCACUGCAUCCCGCAAGAAGAAUAGCAUUCGCACAAAUGAUCUAAAUAUUGAGGAGGACUCGGAAUACGAGAGCCAAACGGAGCCACUGAAUAAUGCACAAAACUAUGAUGACAUACCUGAGGAUUUCCCAUUAGUUUCAGAGCGUGCCGGACACGGCGAUCACUCGGACAAUUCGGCGGAAGAGAAGCACGUUCAGUUCGGUGGUGCCGCUGGCAAGAAGAAGAUUGUCAUCACACCGCCGAGCCUGAGCUAUGAUGAUCAGCCCACGGACCAAUCCCACGAACGAAAACGCAGAAAAAGCCGCCAUCAGUAUUAUAGACAGCGUAAAUUCUCACAUCAGGACAGCGUGGAAGCCAAAAAGACCAUCGAGGAGAACGGUGAUGCAGGUGCGCGUCGCAUCUCUGUGCAGCCUGAGGACACGGCAUUGGAGACAAAUGGCCAAAUGCCGGCUAAACAGGAGGCUGAUCUCAACGAGCUGAGAUCGCAUCGUUCGGACGAUCCGCGUGCCCUGCGGCGUCACAAGAUUCAUCAUUCAUCCAUUAAGCUGCGAGAGCUGCCGCAGAUUACCAUUUCGCCGUUUACCAACAAGAAGCCCGAAGUGGAUCACAGUCCACAUGAGAUCUUUGUGCAAUUGGACGAGCUCACUGGCGUGGGCGAGGAUCGUGAGUGGAAGGAGACUGCGCGCUGGAUCAAAUACGAGGAGGAUGUGGAGGAGGGCUCCGAUCGCUGGGGCAAGCCUCAUGUUGCCUCUCUCUCAUUCCAUUCGUUGCUCAAUUUGCGUCGCUGCCUGGAAACGGGCGUUGUGCUGCUGGACCUCAAUGAGAAGGAUUUGCCCGCCGUGGCAUAUCGUGUGGUAGAGCAGAUGGUGAUUGAGGACCUCAUUGACAUUAAUGACAAACCAUCGGUGAUGCGUUCGCUGCUGCUGCGGCACCGGCAUGUCAACGAGCAUCAGGGCGUGCUGCCAUUUACGAAGCGCAAAUACAACAGCUACACCAGCCUGCAGUUUCUCUGGAUGGGCGCCGAUGCUCAGCAGCAGCAACAACAGCAGCAGCAGCCACGUAACCUAGCCAAGGCUCGCCGCAGCAUAUGCGUCACCUCCAGCGCCCCACCGGCAGCAGCGGCAGCAGCAGCCACCACGCUGAAUGUGGGCUCGCCCGGGGGCAUUGCAGCGGCCACCGAUCACCGGCGCCACUCAACGAUGUCCUACCUGGGUAACCUGUCGGGCGGCACCGAUGACAAGAAGAUCAAGAUUAUGCCCGCAGCUGAUAUUGGUGGGAGCAAGCGCAGCAAUGAGUUGAAGAUCGACAUGAAGGAUGACAUGUACUCAUCGUCGCAGGAGGAUCUCAAGAAGCUGCAGAAUGAUACCAUCCUGAGGCGCAUACCCGCAGGAGCUGAGGCCACCACUGUGCUGGUCGGUGCCGUUGAGUUUUUGGAUCAGCCCACAAUUGCCUUUGUACGCCUCUCGGAGGGUGUCCUGAUGCCCACUCUGACGGAGGUGCCCGUGCCCGUGCGAUUUAUGUUUGUGCUGCUGGGGCCGCGUAAUUUUGACUUGGACUACCAUGAGGUGGGUCGCUCCAUCUCCACGCUGAUGGCCAACGAGCACUUCCAUGCCAUUGCGUACAAGGCGGACGAUCGCAAGGAUCUACUGUCGGCCAUCAAUGAGUUCCUUGACGACUCGAUUGUGCUGCCGCCCGGCAACUGGGACCGCCACGAUCUGCUGCCGUUCGAGGAGCUGAAGGCCAAGAAGGAUUGGAUACGGACGCGCAAGAUCAAGGCGCUGCAGGUGAAGCGCGACAGCGAAAUGAUCAAGAUCGGCAAGGACGAGGAGAAGGCGCUGCUCGAGAAGCAAUCGAUGGGCGCCAUUGGCAUGGGACCCGGCGGCGAUGGCGGUGACGGUGGUGGCCCCGGCGGUGACGGCGACGACGAUGACGACGAUGGACGCAAAAAGAAGCAGCCCAAUCCCAUGGAGAAGACCCACCGCCUGUGGGGUGGCCUGCGCAACGAUCUGAAGCGACGCAUGCCCAUGUACAAGAGCGACAUCCUCGACGGCCUCAACACGGAGACGCUGGCGGCCACCAUCUUCAUGUACUUUGCCUGCCUCUCCACGGCCAUCACGUUCGGCGGUCUGGUGUCGGACAAAACGAAGAGCUGGAUCGGCAUCUCGGAGACGCUGAUCUCGUGCUCGUUCGUGGGCAUCGUCUUCCAUUGUCUGAGCUGCCAGCCGCUGGUCAUAAUCGGCACCACGGGACCACUGCUGCUGUUCGACGAAGCGCUGAUGGUGUUCUGCACGCAGAACGACUUUGAUUUCCUUUCGCUGCGCGUCUACGUUGGCAUCUGGCUGAUCAUCAUCGCGCUCUGUGUGUCGGCCUUCGAGGGCAGCGUCUAUGUGCGUUUGCUCACGCGCUUCACACAGGAGAUCUUCUCGGCGCUGAUCACGCUCAUCUACAUUGUGGAGACGGUGAUGAAGUUGGUCUCCAUCUACCAGCAGAACCCGCUGCUCUCCGACUACAACCUGCCGCCGCCGACGCUUGUGGCGCAUGACCAAGAGCCGGACCUGAAUGGAACCCACUACAACAUGAGCGUCACGCUGCUGAAUGCCACGACCACAGCGGCGCCCAUGGGUGGCUCGAAGCUGCCCACCAAUCAGCCAAAUACCGCACUCUUCUGCACCAUCCUCACGCUGGCCACCUUCGUUGUGGCCUACUACCUGAAGCUCUUCCGCAACUCGCACUUCCUGGGCCGCAAUGCGCGCCGUGCCCUCGGUGACUUUGGUGUGCCCAUCUCCAUUGCCAUAUUCGUGCUGGUCGACUAUCUCGUGCCUUCUGUCUACACGGAGAAGCUGGUGGUGCCCGCGGGCCUCUCGCCCAGCGCCCCACAGCUGCGCGGCUGGUACAUUGGCUUCAAUGCCACCUCCACGUGGGUGCCGUUCGCCUGUGUGGUGCCCGCGCUGCUCGUCUACAUUCUCAUCUUUAUGGAGUCGCAGAUAUCGGAGCUGAUUGUGGACAAGCCCGAGCGCGGGCUGAAGAAGGGCUCCGGCCUGCACUGGGACAUUGUGCUGCUGUGUUUGCUCAACACCUUCUGCGGACUCUUCGGCAUGCCCUGGCACUGUGCGGCCACAGUGCGCUCCGUGACGCAUGUCUCUUCGGUUACGAUUAUGUCACGCACCCAUGCACCUGGUGAUUCGCCGAGGAUCAUUGAUGUCAAGGAGCAGCGCUUGUCUGGCUUCUUUGUGUGCGUGAUGAUUGGUUUGUCGGUGCUGAUGGCACCGCUGCUGCGACUCAUACCCAUGGCUGUGCUCUUUGGAGUGUUCCUGUACAUGGGCGUGGCCUCCAUGAGCGGCGUGCAGCUGUUCGAGCGCAUCCGCUUGUACUUUAUGCCCGUGAAGCACUAUCCACCCACGUCCUAUGUGAAGCGCGUGCGUCCCUGGAAGCUGCACUUGUUCACCACCAUUCAAGUGCUGUGCCUGGUGCUGCUGUGGUCCGUCAAGUCAUCGAGAUUCUCGCUGGCUUUCCCCUUCUUCCUGAUCAUGAUGGUGCCCAUAAGACAGCGUCUGGUGGCGCUCUACAAGCCAGAGGAACUGCAAGCGUUGGAUGGCCAGGAGGCAAAGAACGACGAGGAUGAGCCCGAUUUCUAUGAACAAACAACAAUACCAGCCUAGAGGGAACAACGCCCCCCACUGGGCCUCCGCCAAGGCACACAAAGAAACUUAAUUAGUAAAUUAGAAUUGAAAGUAUUAACAGGCCCCCAAACAAACCCAAAACAAAUACGAAAAAUCAAGCAACAAUACAAACAGCAUAAUUCUGGGCUACAAAUGCAUUAACGAACUACCUGCAAAUUAGUAUCUAGAGAUAAACAAUCCCACCAUCACCACCAGCCCCAACCCCAACCACGAACCGAAUAUGUUGAAACAUAUUUUACGGGUUGGAUGUGUGAUUUUGUGAUUGUAAAUGGUUUUAAGAGCUGGGGCAUCGCGGAAAUGUUGUACCUUAAAGUAAAGAAAACAAAAUUUAUAAUAUGGAAAUAUUGAAAUACUUUUACCCACAGAAGGAAAGUUCUGCUUUGGGGUUUAAACACAAAUUUUGCAUCACAAGAAAUGUAAUUUACUUAGCUGGAUUUUCGCAUGUAUUAUUAGCAAUAAUUGUGCACACAACAAACGAAAUGCGAAGAUUGUUUUGGGGCAGAGGAGAAACCUAAAGGGGGUACAACUUAUCAACUAUUUAGCUUCAAACUGAUGUAGUGAUAAUUAGUGUCAAACACACACAAGAGAAACACAAAAUAAACUCUAAACUAAACUGUACCCUGUAAUUCUAAAGA